This is a messenger RNA of Closterium sp. NIES-65, 990 nucleotides long. The record is from the annotation of a GenBank genome assembly. NCBI's taxonomy places the organism in Eukaryota, Viridiplantae, Streptophyta, Zygnematophyceae, Desmidiales, Closteriaceae.
AUGAUGUUGCUUUAUCCCUGUUUGCCCCACACACAGUGGUGUGACAAGCUGGAGGCUGGCAAGGCGCAGGGGGAGGGGGAGGGGGAGGCACGGACUGGGGAAGGUGCAUCUGCAGGGAAGGCGAAGGGGGGUUCGUCCAUCGAUGCGCUGCUGGCGAAUGAAGUGGCAGCACUCAAGAAACAGGUGCGUGCGUGUGGAGAGGGGGUUGAGGAAACAGGUGUGUGUGUUUUGCAGCGGCUCACAGGUGCCCCUGUUUUGAGACGUCUCAGGCUACCAGGUGCCCCUGUUUUGAGACGUCUCAGGCUACCAGCACAAACACCCAUCACUUCCCUCUCUCGCAAUCCUCUUUUCCCUCCCUCUUCCUCCCCUUGCCCCUCGUCUUGUCCCUCCCCUUGUCCUGAACGCUCUCACCUGCCUCGGUUCGUGAGUGUGGAGUCUGGGUGCAAGGCACUGCUGUUCGUGAGGAUUAGAGAGGAUGCCAGGAAGGGGGGGAAGGGAGAGAAGGGAGGAAAGCAGUUGGAGGAGGGAGAGGAGAAGGAGGAGGAGGGUGAGAAGGAGGAGGUGGGGAAGACGGAGGAAGGGGAAAAGGAGGAGGAGAAGGGUGAAGGAGACAAGGAGGGGAAGGAGGGGGAUAAGGCCGGGGAAAAGGAGCAGGAGAAAGAGCAGGAGGAAGAGGUUACAGGAGGAGGAGAGAAGGAACCGGAGAAGGAGGGACAGGGAGGGGAGGGGGAGAAAGGGGAGGCAGGGGGAGAGCAGGGAAGGGUGUCGCCGUGUGAGUUGGCAGAGGCGGUGCUGCGGCAUGCCAAGGCCACCCAGCAGUCAGCCACUCGGUGUGGGGCAGUGGGUGUGGGGCAGUGGGUGUGGGGCAGUGGGUGUGGGGCAGUGGGUGUGGGGCAGUGGGUGUGGGGCAGUGGGUGUGGGGCAGUGGGUGUGAGGCAGUGGGUGUGGGGCAGUGGGUGUGGGGCAGUGGGUGUGGGGCAGUGGGAGUGA